Lachancea fermentati is the source of this 447-nucleotide messenger RNA. Lineage: Eukaryota; Fungi; Ascomycota; Saccharomycetes; Saccharomycetales; Saccharomycetaceae. The record is from the annotation of a GenBank genome assembly.
AUGUCAGUCCAGGAUGCAAAAAUGGCUGCCAAUUUGGGUAUCACAGGAAUUGUGGUCUCGAACCAUAGGGGGAUGAUAGCAGGACGGUGGACCCAUCGAGAUUGCCUUGUCAAUAUAGUUGAGGCUGUUGGAGAUGAAAUUGAUAUCCUCUUUGAUUCAGGUAUCCGUUACGGCUCUGAUAUUGCCAAGGCGAUGGCUAUUGGCGCUAAAAUGGUAUUGAUUGGUAGACUGUAUAUUUAUGGCUUGGUGCUCGGUGAAGAAGAGUGUGUGGGCCAUGUUCUAUGCUACUUUCUGGGAGAUUUGACGAUGAAUUUACACCUCGCUGGGAUACCAUCGGUAUCGCAAGAGGAUUUGAAAACAGAAUGCCUCAAAUAUGGCGGCUUAUAUGUCCUAGAUAGCUAUUGUAUAGGUUGUUUUUCCUCUACCGCAUUCGGCUUCAUAAUUUAA